This is a messenger RNA of Cannabis sativa, 1164 nucleotides long. RefSeq lists its product as uncharacterized. Bases 424 to 975 code for a protein of 183 amino acids. Gene Ontology annotation, cellular component: MIS12/MIND type complex. The transcript is spliced from 11 exons. NCBI's taxonomy places the organism in Eukaryota, Viridiplantae, Streptophyta, Magnoliopsida, Rosales, Cannabaceae. Gene Ontology annotation, biological process: chromosome segregation. The record is from RefSeq and is a predicted model, not a curated record.
AUUUAGUCUUUCUCUCAUUUGGAGGGAUUGUAAAAAAUUGUAGCACACCUUUCCUUCCUCUCAAUUUACCAAACAACUUCUAAGGACACACCAAUUCCAUCCACUACUUUCCCUUUUCCACACCUUAUACCAAUCCAUCCUUGCCGUUUUCCAUCCAUCAUACCAAACAAAGCGUUAGACUCACGCACCUCUCUCUCUCUCUCUCUCUCUCUCUCUCUCUCUCUCUCUCGCUUUUCCUAAAUCGUGACGACGUCAUCAGCCAUCUCUCCGGUGAACGACGUCCUUCUCCUCUCUUCGUCAUCUGUGGUGGUUGUUGGUGGAGUAGCUUUUCUAGCAGCAACAUUCGGCUUUGGUUCGCGACAAGUUUUUUCUACAGGUUUUGAAAGAUGAGGAUAAGCAUCGACAAUAUCAUAAGUCUGUAAAAUGGAGAACAGGGACGAAGUGGGUUCUUCUCCAAUUGGGUCGAGACAGUCGGACUUGAAGAAGUCUUUCAAGCUCGCUGUAGUUUCCUUGCUCACUGCCUGUUCUAAGCAGGAUAUAAGCAAGGCAUUUCCUAAUUUUGCUGCUUCUGAGCAAGAUUAUCUCUAUCGUCUCUUUAUUCAGGUCGUGGCUUCUUUGCAUGGAAAUAUACAGGAGGAAUUUGAAUCACUGUGUCUUGAAAGUCAGGUGGGAACUACCCUUGAUACGGUGGAGCAAUUUUUGGAAGAACAAGCUCUCAACCCUUUGCAUUCAGAUAAGACUAAUGUAUUCGAUGUUGCUCAGAAUGUAUUGACAUUGAAAAAGAACGAAAUCCAGCACUUGGAGAACAUGCUACAAAAGGCGGAAGAACAAAAUUGCCUCAUUCGAGCUCAAAUUGAAGAUUUAAAGGAAAAAGAGGCAGAUGUCUCAGUCAUGGCUGAUGCUGUUCAGAAGUUGAGAAGAGGGAGUUUAAAUUAUGGGCUACCAGGAAGCAAUGACAUAAACAUCAACCCAUAAUUAUUGAAUGGGAAUACAAGUAUGUUGAAAAUCCGAUCACUAUAAAUCGAAGGUCGCAUGUACUUAUACUUACAAUAUCAUUGAGAACCAUUAUGUAUGGACCAUGUAUUUAGAUAUUGUUAAGAAAAUAUUUAAACAACUACUACUGAUAAAUAACAAAUUGUAGUUUGAGGUUAUUUUUGUUAGAAA